This is a messenger RNA of Vigna unguiculata (cowpea), 1199 nucleotides long. Its product is annotated as SAGA-associated factor 29 homolog A-like. The record is from RefSeq and is a predicted model, not a curated record. NCBI's taxonomy places the organism in Eukaryota, Viridiplantae, Streptophyta, Magnoliopsida, Fabales, Fabaceae. Gene Ontology annotation, cellular component: SAGA complex.
UCAAAAAUAAAAUGAAAUAAAAAUAUAUAACAGAACGGAAGCCAAAAGCAAAACAUUCCACUUUUUAAAUUUUGCUGAAAAAAUAUAGUAUUAGAAAUUCCAACUCUCGAUUUUCGAUUUAAUUGGACAGCAAGGUCGGGAGAGCAGAAUCGUUGGAAUAAUCUGGUUUUGUGCAGCACGAUCAAAACGAUGUCAUCUCCGGACGUUGUCUCGCUAUUGGAGAACUCGAAGGAGCUCGACCGGGUAAGGAAAGAACAGGAGGAGAUUCUCUCAGAAAUCAACAAGCUCCACAAGAAGCUUCAAACGACUCCUGAAGUAGUUGAGAAGCCUGGGGAUACCUCAUUGGCAAGGCUUAAAGUGCUGUACACUCAAGCAAAAGAUCUUUCGGAAAGUGAAGCAAGUAUUUCCAACUUAAUGUUAAGCCAAAUUGAUGGAAUACUGCCUACGGGUCCACAGGGUCAAACACGAAGAAGAAUAGGAAAAGGUAAUGAGCCGAAAAGGAAGCGAGUAAAGACUGAGUCAGAUAUUUCAAGACUAACUGCUACUAUGCGACAUCAUCUUGAAGCUUGUGCCAGUCUUAAAGGAGAACAGUUAAUUUCUUGUCAGGUAGCAGCUAGGGUCACCCCACGAAAUGCUGACAAGGAUGAAUGGUUUGUCGUUAAAGUGAUUCAUUUUGACAAGGAAUCAAAGGAAUUCGAAGUACUAGAUGAGGAACCUGGUGAUGACGAAGAAAGCAGUGGCCAAAGACAGUACAAGCUUCCCAUGGGAAAUAUCAUUGCUUUCCCCAAGAGUAAUGAUCCUUCUAGUGCUCCAGAUUUCCCUCCUGGAAAACAUGUUUUGGCGGUCUAUCCAGGAACUACUGCACUUUAUAAAGCAACAGUUGUUCAAGGCCCUCGCAGAAGGAAAACCGAGGACUAUGUGUUGGAAUUUGAUGAUGACGAAGAAGAUGGGUCUUUACCUCAAAGGACUGUGCCCUUCCAUAAAGUGGUUCUUCUUCCAGAAGGACAUCGCCAAUGAGCUUUAAACUAUUUAUAGGUGUGUAUAAAGUAGAAACUACACUAUUGCAUAUGUGCCGGUCGUCUAGUAAUUUGUGUUAUGUUUUUUUUUUCAAGAUUGACAUCCCAACUUAGUUUCAAGCAUGUAAGAAUGACACAGUAGUUCACACUGCGUGUAAAUGAUAAAUAUCCAGUUUGUGACAA